AUGCUGGCAUCCUGCCCCUUGGCCACUACGACCUGGCCAGAUCCAGUCCAGCUCUUCAGCAAGACACUCUGCACUCCCCAGGCAGCCAGUAACACCUCCCAGGGCUUCAGGGACAUUAGAGUACCCAUCUCCGGGCUGCGCUGGCUCUUCCUUCCCUCUAGUCUACUGAUGGUGGCCACACUGGCCCUGAGCCCCCUGAUGCUGGUGACCAUCCUGCGGAGCCAGAGGCUGAGGCAUCAGCCCCAGUACCUGCUGCUGGCCAACAUCCUGCUCUCAGAUCUUGCCUACAUUUUCUUGCAUACACUCAUCUCCUCCAGCAGCCUGAGUGGCUGGGAGCUGGGCCGCAUCGUCUGCGGCAUCCUAAGGGAUGCUGUCUUUGCUUCCUAUACUAGCACCAUCCUGUCCUUCACAGCCACUGUGCUGCACACCUACCUGGCUGUUACUCAUCCUCUGCGCUACCUCUCCUUCGUGUCUGGCAGAGCUGCCAGGAAGACAGUGGCCCUCAUCUGGCUGGUGGCCUGCAUCUUCCCCACAUUUCUCCUUUGGUUUAGCAAGCAGCAGGAUGCCAGUCUGGAGAAACAAGACACCUCCUGCAUCCUGCCACUAGGCCUGGGCACUGAGCAGAGCCGUGGCACCUUGGUCACUGUCACCCACACCUCCAUAGUGUGCAUUCUCUUUCUGUGCACAGCUCUCAUUAUCUACUGCUUCUGGAAGAUUUAUGCAGAGGUCAGGCCUUCAGGCAUCUGCACACAAGGCUAUUCCCGGGCCAGAGGUACCCUGCUAAUCCACAUGGUGCUGAUCACACUGUAUGUAGGCACAGGGGUGGUAUUCUCCCUGGACAUCAUGCUGACCAAGUACCACCACAUUGGUUCCAGCACCCAUGCAUGGCUCCUGGCAGCCAACAGUGAGGUGCUCAUGAUGCUGCCCCGUGCCAUGCUCCCAUACCUGUACAUGAUUCGCUACCGCCAGCUGCUAGGGGUAGUCCGAAACCACUUCUCACCCAGGAGGCAUGGAGACAUUUUUACCAUUUUCCAGAACUACGAGGUCCACAAUCUGGCAAGCUAA
Messenger RNA from Ictidomys tridecemlineatus (thirteen-lined ground squirrel), 1065 nucleotides. It is a transcript of the gene Gpr148, whose product is annotated as G protein-coupled receptor 148. The record is from RefSeq and is a predicted model, not a curated record. Gene Ontology annotation, molecular function: odorant binding; G protein-coupled receptor activity; olfactory receptor activity. Lineage: Eukaryota; Metazoa; Chordata; Mammalia; Rodentia; Sciuridae. Gene Ontology annotation, cellular component: membrane. Gene Ontology annotation, biological process: G protein-coupled receptor signaling pathway; detection of chemical stimulus involved in sensory perception of smell.